Messenger RNA from Aspergillus terreus NIH2624, 1170 nucleotides. Its product is annotated as proteasome regulatory particle base subunit RPT6. Gene Ontology annotation, biological process: proteasome-mediated ubiquitin-dependent protein catabolic process. Gene Ontology annotation, cellular component: proteasome regulatory particle, base subcomplex. The record is from RefSeq and is a predicted model, not a curated record. Lineage: Eukaryota; Fungi; Ascomycota; Eurotiomycetes; Eurotiales; Aspergillaceae. Gene Ontology annotation, molecular function: proteasome-activating activity; ATP binding; ATP hydrolysis activity. The coding region runs from base 1 to 1170 and encodes 389 amino acids. The transcript has 3 exons.
AUGGCGCUCGACAACUACUAUCGCAAUAAGAUCGAGAGCAUGAAGCUCGAGAUUAUCCAGGGCCAGGCAGUCCUCCGACGAUUGGAAGCACAGCGGAAUGACUAUAACUCGAGAGUGCGCCUCCUCCGCGAGGAACUCGGCCUCCUUCAACAGCCCGGCUCCUACGUCGGUGAGGUGGUGAAAGUGAUGAGUACGAAGAAGGUUCUCGUGAAAGUGCACCCCGAAGGAAAAUACGUCGUUGAUAUUGCCGAUGGCGUCGACAUCUCGAAGCUCACCGUGGGCAAGCGUGUGGCCCUGCUGUCCGACUCCUACAAGCUGGAAAAGAUGCUGCCAUCGUCUGUCGAUCCGCUAGUGUCGCUCAUGAUGGUGGAGAAGGUUCCGGAUAGCACAUACGACAUGAUCGGAGGUCUGGACCAGCAGAUCAAGGAAAUCAAGGAAGUCAUCGAGCUGGGUCUGAAGCAUCCGGAACUGUUUGAAUCCCUCGGUAUCGCACAGCCGAAAGGUGUCCUUCUUUACGGUCCCCCGGGAACCGGCAAAACCCUCCUGGCUCGAGCGGUGGCCCAUCAUACAGACUGUCGGUUUAUCCGAGUGAGUGGUUCGGAACUGGUGCAGAAGUAUAUCGGUGAGGGUAGCCGCAUGGUGCGUGAGCUGUUCGUCAUGGCCCGUGAGCAUGCUCCCAGCAUUAUCUUCAUGGACGAGAUCGACAGCAUCGGUUCCAGUCGGAUAGACUCUGCGGGCGGUGGUGAUUCGGAAGUCCAGCGGACUAUGUUGGAGCUGCUGAACCAGCUGGAUGGGUUUGAGCCGACAAAGAACAUCAAAAUUAUCAUGGCCACUAACCGACUUGACAUCCUGGACCCGGCUCUUCUGCGUCCUGGACGAAUCGACCGAAAGAUUGAGUUCCCCCCGCCGUCGGUCGAAGCUCGUGCGGAUAUUCUACGGAUCCACUCGCGUUCGAUGAACCUCACUCGAGGCAUCAACCUUACGAAGAUCGCCGAGAAGAUGAACGGAUGCUCUGGAGCCGAAUUGAAGGGAGUGUGUACCGAGGCCGGCAUGUAUGCCCUUCGGGAGCGUCGGGUGCAUGUUACGCAAGAGGACUUUGACUUGGCCACCGCCAAGAUCCUCAACAAGCAUGAUGACAAGGAGGUGGCUGUCUCCAAGUUGUUCAAGUAG